CUCAUUGGUUAAAAACCAGGAAGUUGUUACACCAAAUCCGGUGGGCGAAACGGCGGUCUUUUGAGUUAGUUAAAAUGCUAUUCCUUUAAACUAAUCUAAAAAGUGUAUUUAUUUUUUAUUGCUUUCCAGUCAAUAUGGGUGAAAGGAUAAAAAAGGUUAACAGCUGGCUCGGCUCAGUGUUUGGUGAUCAGCCGGUGCCACAGUUUGAGGUAAAUACAAGGACAAUGGACAUAUUGUACCAGCUUUCACAGACCAGUGAAGCCCGGUGUAGUGACACCGCUCUGCUUGUAGAAGACCUCAGACAGAAAACGUCAGAAUACCAGACAGAAGCUAUUUACCUGCAGGAUGUUCUUCUAGAAGGGGUUGGUCUCUCUCCCACAAGCUUGUCAAAACCAGCUGCAGACUAUGUGUCUGCUUUAGUGGACAGUGCUGUGGUGCUGGGAGUAAGAGAUACAUCACUGGGAAGUUUUAUGCCAGCUAUCAACAGCCUCACCAAUGAACUUCUGGAAGCGGAGAAGUCUAACAGAAGACUCGAGAGGGAACUUGGAGCUCUCAGAGAGAGACUUGGUUCCACUCUGGUGCUACGGGCAAACUUGCAAGAGGAUAUUGACAGAACUGCCAAAUCUCAAGCAGUGGAGGGCUCUAAAGCAGAAGAAAGGCUGCUCACCAUGGAUUUUGUGGUGGCAAAGACCAGAGAGCUUACUAACAAAUGGAAGAAAUCAGAGGCUCAGCUGGCAUCCAGGAACAUGGAUAAAUCCAUCACCCACCAGGCCAUUGUGCAACUGGCCGAGGAAGUCGGUGCCCUGAAAACGGAAAUAAUCCCCCUGAAAAAAAAGCUGGAGUCAUACUUGGACCUCAGCCCAAACCCGUCUCUAGCACAAGUUGAGAUAGAAGAAGCAAAAAGAGAGCUGGCUGCAAUUGAUUCUCAACUUGAAGAAAAUUUGAAUUUCAAUUGAGGACCUGUUAAAUGGAAAAAUGAUUAAAAAUAAACUUUUUCUCUUUUAAAGUC
Molecule: messenger RNA, 1009 nt
Organism: Oryzias melastigma (Indian medaka)
Lineage: Eukaryota; Metazoa; Chordata; Actinopteri; Beloniformes; Adrianichthyidae
Gene: haus1
Product: HAUS augmin-like complex, subunit 1
Exons: 9
Coding region: 135-956 (273 amino acids)
Biological process (GO): spindle assembly; centrosome cycle
Cellular component (GO): HAUS complex; cytosol
Source: RefSeq, a predicted model, not a curated record